Molecule: messenger RNA, 1408 nt
Organism: Manacus vitellinus (golden-collared manakin)
Lineage: Eukaryota; Metazoa; Chordata; Aves; Passeriformes; Pipridae
Gene: PAK1IP1
Product: PAK1 interacting protein 1
Exons: 9
Molecular function (GO): protein binding
Source: RefSeq, a predicted model, not a curated record
UUUCAUUUACAGUCCUGGACAAUCGUCCCUGAUUUUACACAUCAUGCCCACUCUGCCUCGUUGUCAGCAGUAGCAGUGAAUAACAGAUAUGUGGUCACUGGGAGCAGAGAUGAGACAAUCCAAAUCUAUGACAUGAAAAAGAAGAUAGAGCAUGGGGCGCUGCUACAGCACAAUGGGACAAUAACUUGUUUGGAGUUCUAUGGUACUGCACAUCUAUUGAGCGGGGGUGAAGAUGGACUCAUUUGUAUCUGGAAUACAAAGAGAUGGGAAUGUCUGAAAUCCAUUAAGGCACAUAAGGGACAGGUGACAUCUCUUUCUAUUCAUCCUUCUGGGAAAUUAGCUUUAUCAGUUGGAACAGAUAAAACAUUAAGAACUUGGAAUCUUGUUGAAGGACGAUCAGCCUUCAUCAAAAACCUUAAGCAAAAUGCACACAUAAUUAAGUGGUCCCCUGAUGGAGAGAGGUAUGUGACCGUGGUAACAAACAAAGUGGAUAUCUACAGACUUGACACAGCUUCAAUCACUGGCACCAUUACAACAGAGAAGAGAAUUUCUUCACUUAGGUUUAUUACAGAUUCUAUCCUUGCCAUAGCUGGAGAUGAUGAAAUUAUAAGGUUCUACAGCUGUGACUCUCAAAAAUGCCUGUGUGAAUUUAAAGCUCAUGAAAACAGAAUAAAAGAUAUUUAUACUUUUGAAAGAGAAGGACAGCAUCUUAUUGUUACUGCAUCCAGUGAUGGUUACAUUAAAAUGUGGAAUCUGGAUCUUGAUAAGAUUAAAAAUGUGCCAUCUUUACUGUGUGAAGUCAAUACCAAAGCUAGGCUGACAUGUCUUGCAGUAUGGCUUGACCGAGCUUCAGAAAUGAAAGAAAACUCUGAUAAAGCUGCAACAUCAUCUCAAGCAAAAGAAGAUGAAAAAUCAUCAAUAGUCAGGAAAAACAAAGCUUGUUGGACUGAUACAAGUGAUAAAACAGCAAAAAAAAAGAGAAAAAUUAUUCCAGAGAAAAAAAAAUUGGAAGCUCCAUUGCAAAAGAAGAAAAGGAAACAGAAUAGCUCGGCAUGAAGGCAGCUUUUUUCUCUUCUGUAUAAAAGUAAAUGCUGGUGUUGCUCUAGUUUUUAUAAGAAUGUAAACCUCUAACAGGACAUAUACCUCUGAACUGAUGAGUUGUUUAAAAGUAAUUAAUGUUCUUACCCUAAGAAAUUGACUGACCAUUCUGAGAAGUAUCAAAAGAAUUAAGUGAAGGAGGCAAAAAUAAAUUUAUAAUAUGUAAUGUUUAUAUUUUUCUCUUAAAAAUAACAUAUACCUUUUUAACUGGCUCUGAAAAAGGUAGCUAAAAUAAUAAAAAUAGCUGCAUCUGUCUCAGAUACAUUUUUGUCUUCACUUCCAUGCAUAUUAAAAACAUGUACACUUUUCA